AUGGGCUCCGACGACGAGCACCGCAGCCACAAGUCGCGGCGCAGUCGCCACAACGACGAUGACGAAAAGGACGGCGACAGACCGCGCAGAGACACAAAAGACAGAGACAGUCACCGGCGAAGACACAGCAGAGACAGAGAAAGAGACCGCGACUCGGACAGACGCAAGGAGCGACGGAGAUCACGAUCACGAGACAAGCGCGACCGACGCCGCUCGCGCACACCAGACCCGUCGACGCGCAGACGCUCCCGCUCACGCGACCGAGACCGCGACCGCGACCGCGAAAGACGCAGACGACGAUCCCCGCGCGACGAAGACCGCGCAAGCAGCGGCAAAGAAGUUGCCCGUCGGCGCCGCCGCGACGACGACCCCGAAUCCGAUUCCGACGCGGAGGCCCACAAGCGCAGCAAACGCGCGAGCCCCCUCCGCCGCGCCGGCCCGCUCCCGUCCCAGGACGACUCCUUCGCCGUCUCCAAGGGCGAAGAGCCCGAGAAACCGAAGGAGAAGCCCAACCUGCGCACGACGGGCGUGCUGGCGGCGGCCUCCAACUCGGUGCAGCAGGCGGACGGGACGUCGAUUGUGUUGAAAUACCACGAGCCCGCCGAGGCGCGCAAGCCCCCCGCCAAGGACCAGUGGAAGCUGUUCGUGUUCAAGGGGCCGGACAUUGUGGACACGAUCGACCUGAAUCUGCGCAGUUGCUGGCUGAUUGGACGCGAGGCCGCCGUGGUCGAUCUCACGGCGGAACACCCCAGCAUCAGCAAGCAGCACGCCGUCAUCCAAUUUCGGCACGUCGAGAAGAGGAACGAGUACGGCGACCGCAUCGGGAAAGUCAAGCCCUACCUGAUCGACCUAGAGAGCGCCAAUGGCACGGUGCUGAACGGAGAUAAGGUUGCCGAUAGUCGAUACUAUGAGCUUCGGGACAAGGAUAUGGUUAAGCUGGGACAUAGUACGCGGGAGUAUGUGAUCAUGCUGGCGCCUAGGGAUUAA
Molecule: messenger RNA, 987 nt
Organism: Colletotrichum karsti
Lineage: Eukaryota; Fungi; Ascomycota; Sordariomycetes; Glomerellales; Glomerellaceae
Product: fha domain protein
Exons: 1
Coding region: 1-987 (328 amino acids)
Biological process (GO): mRNA splicing, via spliceosome; maintenance of RNA location
Cellular component (GO): nucleus
Molecular function (GO): mRNA binding; protein binding
Source: RefSeq, a predicted model, not a curated record